GCAAUUGGAUGUAUUAAGACAAUGGUGAACAAAGCAUGUAGUUCUCAUAAGUAUUGUGCUGAACAAUCGCAAAAUUUUAACAGACAUUCUGUGAAAGCAGCAGCAUGUGCAUAUUCAACUAAGGAUUGCGAUCUCUUGAACAGCAUUAAAAAUUCAAAUAGAUCUCGCAGCCCAUCACCACCUCCACUAUCACCUGUACAGAGUAAAGAAUUUGAAUCAUCGGAAGGAUCAGUUAUAGAUUUUCCAACUUUAGACAAUAAUAAGCUUGAAAUAUCCAUCAACCAGCCUCCAUCCCUCUUGCCAGCUGAAGGAAGCAAAGGAGAAUUUGAAUAUGAAGGUAAAACACGCAGAAGAAGAGAGGCAGAAUGUUCAGAUGAAAUACUGCUAUCAACAGACCAAGAAAACAACAACUAUUAUAUAAAUUCUGAGAAGGCUGAACAUUCUGCCAUUUUUCAAGAUUUAAUGGACCGUAUUAAUGAGAAGUUAAAAUCAAUAGACACUACAGAUAUAGCAACAAAUCUGGUAAAACUUAAUAGCAGUGACAGGGCACCAGAAAAUGAUGUCAAAUUAGGAGACUUCAUAACCUCUCUUUUGCAUAAUGCUAAAGCAAGUGAUUACAGCUUUAUGGAAUUACUUCGACAACAUGAUAAACAAAUGGAAAAUAAAAUUAUCCAAACAAGAUUCCGCAAGCGUCAGGAAACUUUAUUUGCAAUGUAUAAUUCUCCUGAUUCACCAUUCAUUCGACGACAGUCUUUGCAAAUCAAGAGGGAGCUUGCAAGCCUUGAUGAAACUCUUGAUGAGAGUAAUGGAAUUUCAGGCAGAAUUAAACGUAACAUUGUGCCUCCUGGAUGGUACUCUGUGUAUGUAACGAACAAUAUUGUGUUUAGAAAGUCAUCUGAUGCAAAAAAGUCUUUAGAAAGUUUGGAAAAAAUGAAAAGAAAGAAUGAUGUUCAUGCUGAAAGGUGCAGUGACAUAAAUAUAAGCAAAAUUGUGAGAGAUACAAAUCUGCAAGUUGUUGUAGAGCGUUUAGAAGAUACAAUAAACUUAGCCAGAAAGACUAACAACUCACUGCUGGAUACUUACAAAAUAAGCCAAAAAUUAAAAGAUAAUGCUUAUGAACAGGUUAUGAACCCAGCUGCUAGAAGAGGCUUAUCGUUCACUCUGAGUGAAAUGGGAUGCACAGGACAGAGCUUCCUUUCACAUUCACAUGUGCCAAGCAUCAGUAAAACCAAAACUCUGUGUGCAACAACAAACAAACAAGAAAUGGUUAUAGAUCAAGAAAUUAAUGACAGCCUUUUGAAAUCUCUGACCUUUGAUUCAUCCGGUUCAACUUCCAGUAAUGAGGACUUGCAUACGACUACAGAAGCUGGGGAGAUCUCACCUCCCUUAAACUACUCUAGUCCUAUUAAACUUAUGUUUGUCUCAGAGGUUAAUAGUAGUGAAGGAGUCAAAUAUACUUUGACAUCUGCAGCUGCAUCUUCUAAAAGAAGCACAGAUAUUUGUUUGUUUCAGGGGCACGCAAACACUUUGUUAGACAAACAGGCCAUGGGAGAUCCUUCUCAUGCCAUCUGUGUCAAGGAUUGCAAUUACAAUGAAAAUGAUACCAAGGAGGAGUCAAGCUGUGUUUAUGCAGAAGCAAUUAUGAGCUCUUGUCCAGUUGGUCAAACUAACUUAAGUGACUCAAACCAAAAUGACGAAGUUGUGGAGAAAUCAAGCAGUAGCAGUGAAUCGGUUUUAAAAAGAAAACCUGGUAGACCAAAGAAAAUAGGUCCUCAAGUUGUAAAACAGGUUAAGAGACCUAUUGGACGGCCUCCAAAACCAAAAACUGACUCGACUGAAAGUACAGAGCGUAGACCUGAACUUAGCAGUGAUGGUAAAACUACCAAAUCUGAUGCAGCAGUAAUGGAAGAAGUUAACAGCAACAAAAAUAUUACUGUGACAGUUGUUUUUGGAAGGUCAAGAAGAACCAAGAGACACGUUUCUGAAGGUAAUCUAAAUGUAAUCAGCAUUCUGCCCACACAACACAUUGAUUCUAACUUUGCCAAUGACCACAGCAAAGCGAGGCACAAUGCAGAAACUGAAAAUGCUUUGACUGAAAUGGUAAAAGCCUUACAGAAUUCUUCUACUGAAAAUGAGGUCUCUGGUUAUGACUAUGUCAGACCUAUCAAGAGUAACCUAGCAUCACCACAUCCUUGCAGCAAUAUUAUACGUCCUAUUAAGAAACCGUUAACCACCAUUCGAAAACCUGGUAGGCCAGCAAAAGUGAAAAUCUCCGGCAUAUCAGUGACUGUUAAUAGAGUUUCACCUCAGGAAAGGAAAGUGAGUAUUAGCAAGUGCUUGCCUCCUUUACAACAGCAGAAUGUGUUAGAAAAAAACAUACCACAGGAGAGAAAAAAUCAACUGUGCAGUAACAUGGGUCAAGUAAAGAGCAUGCAGAAAGAUUCUAGAGAGGGUGGCUCAAACAAUGGUAUUACAGCAGUGUCAAGAAAACAUGAAAUGCCAUCGAGACAUUCUGCUAGAGACAGAAAACCCUCAGUGCAUUUUUUACAUUCAUUAGCAUCUCCUAGUGCAUUUACUUGUAGAAGUGCCUUACUACAUAAAUCUUACAAACUCCACUUGAAAAAAGCUAAAGAUCGAAAGGAAAAACAUAGGCAAUCAAAUCGGAGCACAGCAUCCAAAGAUACCUCAGAACUGAGAAAUUCAGGAAAUGCGAAAAAGGAUCUUGAGGAUGGUGAAUUUGGGCCUAUUAAUGAAAUAUCAUCAGAUCCCAUUUUUUCAUCAAAUCCCUCUCUCAGGUGGUGGGCUACUUCCACUUCGAGUGACACUUUGUUGGAAGAACUAAAUAAUAGAUUUGAACAGGUAACUAAUACCUGGUUGCGAGUGGGGGGAAAUGAGUUUGAUAAAUGUGUAUGUGAAAAAAGGGAUCCCAUUGAACAAGACUGUAGUACUGAAAUGUCAAACCCUUUAGACUCCUGCCUUGUAGAACUUGAAACAUCACCUAUAAAAAUGCUUUUUCAGAAAAAGUGUAAUAUGAAUGAACUCUGCACCUGGUUUAUGCAAACUACAGAAACACAGUCUCUCUCUCUAGUGAGAAAGGCAAAUGCUCGCAAUCCUUUAGAAGUAGUUAGUACUAGAGAGAUAAAGAUGGAAACUAAACAAUCUGAUCUUAGUACUUGCCCUUUCAGAAAGCACUUUAAAAAGUUUGCACUAUCCUCUCCUUCAAAACCAGCAAGGAAAUUACAAAUAUUACAUAACAUGGUGAGGUCUCCAGUCUUAAGCAUGAAAAGUAAUUUCACGUUAGCCAGAUUAAAAAGAAAUGAAUUUAAGAAGUUACAGCAUGAUAGGUGGGGACAAUCGAAAAAGCUGUAUAAUCAGGCUCCCGGAGGCUGGAGAUCAAAAAAGAAAAAUUUACAGGUUUUUUGCCAAAGUCAGUUGUUUAAAUGUACAAGUGGGGAAACCGGUGAUGAAAUGCCCAAGCUCCAGGAAAAAAAUACAGUAGAAAUCCAGCCCACUCAGACUUCGGUAGAAUCUCAGAGUAGCCUCUUGCCAACUGAAAAUGAAGCCAGAGAUGCAUUUGUUCGACAGAUGAUGGGAUCUUCUGACUUUAACCCACAUCCUGGUUUAGCAACUGUACUUAAGUCACAUGCAGAAACAAAUGGAACAAUUUGUUGCCAACAAAACGUUAGAAAAGAACAAAGCCAAGAUAAACUGUUUCAAAAUACUUGGAAAUCCAAAACUUUUAAAGAUUGUAGAAUAUUUCUGAGAAAAAUCAACCAUAUUGAGCAGCACAAUUCAUUUAAGUUAAAUAAUGUCAUUUAUUCUCCUGAAGCUGUUGAAAGUAAAAACAAUCAGGCCUAUGUGGAAGAAAAGAGACAUCCUCUUUUAAGGUCCCAUUCUACUAAGCAAAAUACAUUAAAGAAACAAGAAAACGAAAUGGAAACAUCUAAAGGAUCUAAUUCUCCUAAAGUGACUGAAAGGCUGGAUGACCAGUUUUACAGCAGAAAAUUAAGUAAUGGUGUAAACCAUGAUGAUAAUCCUGCUGGUAGUUCUGAAGUUCUGAUCAGAAUAAACAAAAGAAAAAGUCCACAAUGGGAGACCACUGAUACAAAUGUAAGAAAAAGGCAUAAGAGACAAUCAUGCAGUGGUGGACAAAUGACAACUUAUUACCCAAAGUACCAAGUAGGGUGA
Phaethon lepturus (White-tailed tropicbird) is the source of this 4188-nucleotide messenger RNA. RefSeq lists its product as uncharacterized. The coding region runs from base 22 to 4188 and encodes 1388 amino acids. The record is from RefSeq and is a predicted model, not a curated record. NCBI's taxonomy places the organism in Eukaryota, Metazoa, Chordata, Aves, Phaethontiformes, Phaethontidae. The transcript is spliced from 3 exons.